Messenger RNA from Aspergillus homomorphus CBS 101889, 969 nucleotides. RefSeq lists its product as uncharacterized. The record is from RefSeq and is a predicted model, not a curated record. Bases 1 to 969 code for a protein of 322 amino acids. Gene Ontology annotation, molecular function: transmembrane transporter activity. Lineage: Eukaryota; Fungi; Ascomycota; Eurotiomycetes; Eurotiales; Aspergillaceae. The transcript has 12 exons. Gene Ontology annotation, cellular component: membrane.
AUGGCCUUUGAUUUAAAGCCCGGCACUGAGGUUCUAGACCAAGUCACCGAAGUUGAGCAGAAUGAGGUCGAUCCGGUUGACGCAGAUGAUGAGAAGGCGCUGGUAUGGCGACUGGAUGUGAUAUUCAUUGUCGUCGGGUUUCUGGGAUAUGCGUUCAAGUACCUCGAUCUAACCAAUAUUGCAGACCUGAAACUAUAUGGAAAUGAGCUGAAUUACUUCACAACAUUCUUCAAUAUCGGCUAUAUUGUCAUGCUUUAUCCCUCGUGUAUCAUCAUAUCUCAUGUUGAACCAGCGAUUUGGCUGCCCACAUGCGAGGAUAGAAGUCCUUAUAUCAACGCACGUUCGGUCUAUGGCCUUCGCUGUCUUAUAGGUUUCUGUGGUGCCAUGCUUUCCGGAGCACUUCAAGGAGCACUCUCGACAAACCUCGACGGCACACUCGGAAGAAAAGGGUGGCAAUGGGCGUUCAUAAUGAACGUAACCGAACGGCAAAAUCCGCUCUCUAGAAUCUAUCUCAAGCUCCGACACAUCGAAACCGCCCUAGCGCGUACACGUCGAGUCGGCCGGAGUCCGCAGACCGGGAUCACUCCCAAAACCUUCCUCCGCGCCUUCAGAUUCUGGCAUCUUUGGCUAUUCUCCAAGAUAGCUAUCCAACUCGUUGCCGAGAUUCUCUUUCGCGGGUUCAGUGAUUUCUUCGGCACCAGGCUGCCUUUUCUAAUUUUGCACGUCCCAGUGUUCCAAGCUACGCUUCUAUGCGCCUGGGCAACUGCUCAUCUCAGGACCGAACCACAAGUCCGAACAGUCCUUUUCGCUAACGACACCUUAUUCCCAUACCUCCUCAAGGGUUUCCUCCCUAUAGCCGCUUAUCCUGCUGGUGAAGCCCAUCACUGGCGCAUUGGGGCAAAUCUGUAUAUGGCUUUGUCACUAUUAACAGCGAUUCUCUUUGUUACAAUCCAUUUUGUGUUCGAAUAG